This is a messenger RNA of Ostrea edulis (European flat oyster), 2511 nucleotides long. RefSeq names its product valacyclovir hydrolase-like. The coding region runs from base 78 to 1058 and encodes 326 amino acids. The transcript is spliced from 8 exons. The record is from RefSeq and is a predicted model, not a curated record. NCBI's taxonomy places the organism in Eukaryota, Metazoa, Mollusca, Bivalvia, Ostreida, Ostreidae.
UUAGAAAAUAUCAUCGGGUUAGGGAUUCUUUUUCGAACCGUUCAACUUUCUUUUCGCGUAAGGCUAAUCUGAAUCUCAUGAUAAAUCUGCAAUCUGCGAGAAGAAGCUGGGCAAUGUCUCUUCGAUCCGUCCUCCUCAGAGCAAGUAUCAACUCAAACAUAGAGUUGCAACACCAGGCAAAACACAUGCAUUCGGAUUCGGGGGACCCUAGGUUUUAUUCACUUAUUCGACAGGGUAACUCAAUUUUUCUCGAUGAACAGAAGAGAAGUGGCAUUUUAUCCCAUAAAAUUUCUGUGAAUGGGGCACGACUUCAUUUUGAAACCACUGGGAAUGGACCACACACUAUUCUUCUUUUACCAGGCGCUCUUGGCUCCUCUAGAACAGACUUUUCUAAACAGCUCUCAGACUUCAAUAAGAAGGAUUUUAGACUGAUUGCAUUUGACCCACGAGGGUAUGGUAAAAGCAUUCCUCCUAGAAGAACAUGGCCUCUGGAGUUCCUGCAACGUGAUGCUGAUGAUGCCAACGAACUCUGUAUGAAACUAGGACUGAAUGGAAUAUCGGUGAUGGGUUGGAGUGAUGGGGGAAUAACAGCAAUGAUUCUGGCGGCUAAAAAUCAUGAUCUUGUCAAGAACCUUGUUAUAUGGGGAGCCAAUGCUUACAUCACAGAGCAGGACAUGAAAGUCUUCAAUGGUAUGCGUGACAUUAAAACUUGGAGUGAAGCCAUGAGAAGUCCAUUUUUGUCCCUUUAUGGGGAGAAAUACUUUCGUGAACAAUGGUCCAACUGGAUAGAUGCUUACCAGGCAUAUUUCGACAAACGAAAUGGAGAUAUUUGUAAGGAUGACCUAAAGAAUAUUGCAGCACGCACACUCAUAAUCCACGGAAUCAAAGACCCCAUGGUGCCGCUGGAACACCCAGACUACCUUCACCAUCACAUCAAAGGAUCGAGAUUGUACAUGUUACCCGAGGGAAAACACAACCUUCACAUCCGUUACUACAGAGAAUUUAACUUCUUAGUAGAAAACUUUCUGAAGCCAUCGAAACCUCACAGUGCACUUUAAAGCCCAAGACUUACAAAGAAAAAAACCCCAACAAAGCAUUGUCAACUAUUACCCACAUUUAUCGUUGUUAAUGGGAGUUGAUAAGCUUUGUUUGAAUUUGUUAAAAUUUCAAGAGAUAUAUGGUUAUUAUUUAUUUAAAUGUUUCAUUAAGACAAAAUCUUUCCUUAGAAAGGUAACAAUGAUAUUUAUUGAUAGAAAUAGGUGUGCUUUGGUGAUAUAAUUUGACUGACAAUGACUGUACAAGAUUAAGGCAGCAUUGUAUGCAUUUUGUUGAAUUCACGUAUGCUAUCAAACAGCUGUAAAUAUGACAGGUACUAUUUUUUAAAUAGUCAUUUGACUAAAUCCUAAAAUUGCAAUGUUUAUAUUAUUGCACAUGAAAAUUUUAAGUCUCUGGUCAUCCCAAACACAAUUUAUUUACCAGUGAUCUACUGUUUUGCAGCCAAUAGUAAAACGAUAACCAAAUCAGAAAAGGAAUACAUUUACAUACAAUUUACUGUGUGUUUACACAUAAUUAUAUAUAUAUAAAAGACGUAUUAUGUGAAAUCAAGCUGGAAAGUUGCCAAAUACUCCUGUAGUUUGCCUUUGAGAAUGAAAGAGGAUUUGAAAAUUUUAGAUGUGCUUGUAUCACUAUCUACCAAGGGCUUUGUUUUAGGAUAGCUGUGACUUAUAACUAUUAUUUGUAAACAGGCAGUAGUGUAUCUCAUGUGAUAUCUUUGCAAUCUACCUGAUUAGAUGAGCCCUGUUAUUCUAUGGGAAAUUUUGAGAUUUAACAGAGGUACAUUAUCACAUGGCUGUAUAAUGUACAUGUAUGUGUGAAAGUGAAUGGGAGGGGCCAUUUUAAAUUCCCUAUUCAAUAUUUACUAUGAUUGUGACACUGUAUAUUUUGUGUCAUUUCUGUGUAACAGAUUUUUAAAAAUUGAUUUGAUGUAUACUUAAAUAUUAAGAGUAUGAAUUUUUAAUCUCUCUGAUAUAUCAUUGAAGGUCUUAGAUUUGUUAUAGUCUGAGGUUUUUGUCUUUUUAUUUUCCUCCGAUAUUUGCUGAUUUUGCCUAUCUAUUAUGUACAUUACAUUUUACAAUAAAAAUUGAUAAGUUCAGAUCAAAUUGGUUAACAAUUUACUGAAAAUAAUAUCACAAGUUAACUAUAUAUAAACAUUUUAGACAUAUCAGAACAGAAUUUUGAUACAGGAGCAUUAUUACCCAUUCGUUUUACAAUAUGUGAAUGAAAGUCAUUGUGACCAGAAUGAGUACAUCUACUGACCAAAUGGCCAGCUUCAUGACUGUAGGACUUGUAUACAACACAGUCUCACAUGGUGUAUAUAUUAUCUGUUGAUCGCACAACCUCACACAGUGUAUAUAUUGUCUGUAGAUCGCAGCUGUGUUCUUUUAGAAUAUCAAUCAAAGCUGCAGAUAUAUCUGUAAGAAAGAUUUACGCAUUAAAAAAUAGGAAAUGUUA